This is a messenger RNA of Aspergillus pseudonomiae, 1010 nucleotides long. RefSeq names its product oxidoreductase, short-chain dehydrogenase/reductase family. The coding region runs from base 44 to 823 and encodes 259 amino acids. The transcript has a single exon. The record is from RefSeq and is a predicted model, not a curated record. NCBI's taxonomy places the organism in Eukaryota, Fungi, Ascomycota, Eurotiomycetes, Eurotiales, Aspergillaceae.
AUGUGUACGAUGCUUUUGCAGCUAAUCUGACAAACAUACGCACAUGCAGGACUCGUUCCGGGAUCGACUCGAGAGAUACCCCGACUCAGAUCCCAAACCAGUCCCACGCAAUCCCCCCGCCUCUGUCCACAGACACACAAAGCGAUACUCAGACUCGAUGCUCCUCAAUGUAACCAAGCCCACCGCCACCAUCAUCCAUCAAGGUACCUCGUUCGAGAUUCUCAACCCCCAUGAAUCACUCCACUUCGCUCGCAUCGUCUCGUACAUCGAAGACGUCGACAGCUUCUCCACAGGCCACAACAGAGACUCCUACAUCUCAUUCACCGAAGACACCGUGAUCAUCGAAUCGGACCCAUGGUCCUACGACCCCCCGCCGCAAGCCCGCGUCCAAACCAACACGGAAGAAGCCCUCGAAGAAGAGAACCGAAAGUCCCAACUAGAUAUCGGCGACACCCAAGGCCUCCACCACCACCUCAUGCCCUCCAUCAACGAGCUCCUCGAAGAAACAGCCCUCAACAACAUGACCCGCCACCUCCCCAGACCAUGCACCAGCCCAACCAACGAAAGCGAUCUCGGCGAGCCCGGAGACCCCAUCUACGACGACAACAACAACAACCACCCCAUGAUGGCCCAGGACGCCCUCUGGCAAUUCGACAUCGGCAUCGACCCAGCCACCAAGCCCCCCUCCAACGAACAGACCAUGACUCCACGAACCGAGAUCAAACUCCACCGUCGUCCCACCCGGCGGUCCACCGCCAGUCGCAAGCGCAGGGGUCCCUUGCGGAGACUCUACGGGUUGUUUCGCAGGAAGGCCGCGAAGUAGGUUUUGUUGUUUUGUUCUUGCUGUCCGUGCGGUUAUGACUCCGUUGAUGAUGAUGUUAUAAAGCGUUUGCUGUGAGCGGUCUUUUAACCUUGCGCUUUUUCGUGCUUCUGGAAAGCACGGCUUUUGUUCGCUUUUGCUCUCUGACGAUCGUUUGUUUCUUUCUUGCUGUUUGUUUUUUUUUUUUUCU